This is a messenger RNA of Cetraspora pellucida, 555 nucleotides long. Lineage: Eukaryota; Fungi; Glomeromycota; Glomeromycetes; Diversisporales; Gigasporaceae. The record is from the annotation of a GenBank genome assembly.
AAUUGGAUUGAGAUGAAUAAGAUGAAUCCAUUUCGAGCAUUGCAUUUUUCGCCAAUAAUUAUUUGCUUGGCGCUUACAAUCGUGACAUGUUUUAGCCCUGAACCACGAGUUGGGCCAGCCAGUGUAUUAAAUGGGAACAAAAUCUACUUUUUCGGUGGUAACACAAAAAAUCCGAGUAUAUUUCGGAUUAAUCCUUUUGGCGUGCUAAUUUGCGAUAAGCCACAACCAGCAAAAUCACCACUGAUAUUGAAUAAUCAAUUAUAUAUCUUGAAUACGCAAAAUUAUACAUGGGUUAACACAUUUGAUGCAUCAAAUAUAUAUGGAUCUAAUUCAUUGCAUGGAUCUAAUGUAACAUCUAAUAAUGAUUCAGGAGGUUCAAUUUCAUUAGGUGCAAUUAUUGGUAUUGGUGUAGGUGCAGCAGUUGCCCUUAUUAUCAUAGGUGUUGUAGGAUUUUUCGGUUAUAAAAGAAUUCAUGCUCGAGAUAAUCGUCAUUCUAUUGCAACUCCUGGCACAUUAUAUACAGAAUAUAUGGAGAAGAGUUCUCAUUAUAGUUAA